This is a messenger RNA of Carya illinoinensis, 1777 nucleotides long. RefSeq names its product disease resistance protein Roq1-like. Bases 20 to 1351 code for a protein of 443 amino acids. The transcript is spliced from 3 exons. Gene Ontology annotation, biological process: defense response. NCBI's taxonomy places the organism in Eukaryota, Viridiplantae, Streptophyta, Magnoliopsida, Fagales, Juglandaceae. Gene Ontology annotation, molecular function: ADP binding. The record is from RefSeq and is a predicted model, not a curated record.
UGGGACAAAUGACGUACGAAUGGUAGGGAUCUUAGGACUAGGUGGAAUUGGUAAGACAUCUCUAGCCAAAGCAAUUUCGAACUCGAUUGCUUUCCGAUUUGAAGCUAGUUGUUUUCUUCCAAAUGUCAGUGACACUUCGAAUCAAGUGCAUGGUUUGGUUCAAUUGCAGGAGACCCUUCUUUCUAAGGUCUUUAAAGAUUGUAGAAGUUUGAAGAUUGAUAGUAGUGAUACGGGAACCAUUAUGAUAAAGCGCAUGCUUCGUUUUAAAAGAGUUCUUUUAAUUCUUGAUGGUGUAGACCACUUGACCCAAUUAGAAACAUUAGCAGGAGCUUGUGAUUGGUUUGGUAAGGGAAGUAGAAUCAUCAUCACAACAAGAGAUCAACACUUGUUGACUACUCAUGGAGUUGAUUCAACAUACAAGAUGACAGGAUUGAAUCACCGUGAUGCUUUUCAAUUAUUUUGUUGGCAUGCUUUCAAAAAACCGAAACCAGUUGAGGGUUAUGAAAAAUUUGUAGAACAAAUCAUAAAUUAUGCUGGGUGCCUUCCACUAGCUUUAACGGUGCUUGGUUCGGAUUUAUAUGGUAGAAGUGAAAGUCAGUGGAAAGGUUCGAUGGAUGAGUACAAGAAAAUCCCUCACCAAGAUAUUCAAAAAAUACUUCAAACAAGUUAUGAUAGGUUAAGUGAAGAUAAAAAGAAUGUUUUUCUUGACAUUGCAUGUUUUUUCAAUGGACAAUUACGGCUUGAUGAUGUCACUGUAAAGAUACUAGAUAGCUUUGGUUUUUGUCCAAACUUUUCGAUCCCAAGGCUUAGGGAGAAGUGUCUUAUUUCGGAGUUUGAUGGAAGACUGCAAAUGCAUGACUUGUUACGAGAUAUGGGUAGAGAAGUUGUUCGACAAGAAUCGCCCAAAAAUCCAGGAGCACGUAGCAGAUUGUUUUUUCAUAAAGACAUUCGCGAAGUACUGGAGUAUGAUAUAGCAACAGAUAGAGUUGAAGCAAUUGUUAUAGAUUUACCUGAAGGUGAUGAUACCAUUUGCUUGAGUCCCAAGGCCUUCAAGAAUAUGAAAAGACUCAGAUUAUUUAGAUGCCACAAUGCACACUUUUCUGAAGAACUUAAUUGUCUACCUAAUGGAUUAAGAGUGCUUGAUUGGCCUAAUUGUCCUUUACAAUCUAUGCCAUCUAAAUUUCGUGGAGACAAACUCUUUAUUCUACGAAUGCCCCGUAGUCACAUCCAGAAGAUACGGUUCGAAUUUAAGAAUCUCAUGGUAAUGAAUUUCCGUGGUUGUGAAUUCUUAACGAAAAUCUCGGAUAUUUCAAAGUGCCCAAAUUUGCAACAAAUGGAUUUUAAAGACUAAAAAUCUAGUCAAAGUUCAUAAAUCUGUUGCAUUACUUGAUAAGCUUGGUAGGUUGAAUCUUAGUGGAUGUACCAACCUAAAGAGCUUUCCAAAGGGACUGCUGUUGAGAUCUCUGCAAUUCCUUGAUGGCCAUUUGGAUGCAUCCGUUGAAGAUAUUGGAAAUUUAGCAAAUCCAAUAGGUCAUGGAAGUCAACUUUCUAAGAGGCGUCGUGUUGAUUAUGACGACGACCAAGAUGAUCACAACAUUGAAUCCAACUUGUUGACUUGAUGACCUCACAUUUGUUUCAAACUCAAACGUCUCAAUAUUAGGUGCGCGAGGUCGAGGGCGCCACGUUACUUAUGAUGAAAAUGAUGUAGCGGCUUUUUGUGGGAAGGGUAUCUAUAUAUUAAAUGAGUUGAAUCUCUAUUUCAUUUCAUUAAUUUUCA